CUAGUCAGACACCUCGGUAGCUUUCUGGCAAACAUAGCUACAACAUUCACGCUCUUUACACUGUUUUGGUGUUUUAAAGUUCUGUCGUUUAACUAGUUACCUUAUUUAAUGUUAUAUGUACAUUGUUACUCAGCUAGCUGGCUUAAUAAGUUAGCUUAGAGCUAGGCUAGUCGCUAAUGCUACCUAGCUAACUUCUCCGACCAUGAGUUCACUGAGCUGCUCUCCUCCUGAUAAAGAAGAGGAGGUCUGCUGGACGGAUGAAGAGGGUCUGUGGCUGAAUGUUGUCGUGAAAGAGGAGAAAGAAGAGGAGGAUGUCACCGUUAAAAAACAAGUAGAGGUUGAGUCUGUUCCGGUUAAAGACGAAGAGAAAGACGUUACUGUGAAAGAAGAGGAAAACUCGUUCAGAGUGAAAGAGGAGGAGGAAGAGCAAGAGGCGGAUGCAGGAGAGGGGGAGAUGACUGUCACAUUGAAAGAAGACGACGAGGAGGAGACAGAACAUCUGAUUAAGACCAGAGAGAGACCAGCCUCUCACUCUGACAGCAGAAAGAGUCCUUCAGGGGAACCAGACCCAGAGACACCCAAACCAGGGAGACAACACCACUGCUCCCAAUGUGAAAAGAGAUUUUCCCAAUUAGGGGACCUAAAACGGCAUGAGAGGAUACACACAGGGGAGAAACCUUUCCAAUGUUCCCAGUGUGGAAAGUGUUUUAACCGCUUAAGCAACCUGAAGGCGCAUGAGAGGACACACACACAUUAUUUCCAAUGUUCCCAGUGUGGGAAGCAUUUUGCCUGCUUAAGCAGGCUGAAGAGGCAUGAGAGGAUACACACAGGGGAAAAUCCCUACCAAUGCUCCCAGUGUGGGAAGCAUUUUACCCGCUUAAAGUGCCUGGAGGAGCAUGAAAAGAUACACACAGGGGAAAAGCCCUACCAAUGCUCCCUGUGUGGAAAGAGUUUUACCAACUUAAGACAUCUGAAUAAGCAUACAUCUACCAGUGCUCUUAUUGUGGAAAGACAUUUUCCCAGUCAGACGACCUGAAAUCACAUGAGAGAAUAGAGAGGCUGUGUUCUGACUUGUGUUUUUUUAUUUUAAUAAACUUGCAAAAAUGUAUUUAAAAAAAACAGUUUUUGCUUUACACACACUGAAUAAGCAUGAAAGAAUACAUACACAGGAGGAGAAGACAUACCACUGCUCUCAGUGUGGAAAGACAUUUUCCCAGUUAGAGGACCUGAAAUCACAUGAGAGAAUAGAGAGGCUGUGUUCUGACUUGUGCUUUUGACCUGAGAAUUUAGGUUUUUUUUUUGCCAAAUGAAAUCAUAUUGUUUAUAUGAAAUCAUUAACAAAAUAGACCUACUUUUGUUUUAAUUUUCAUCUGGAGACCUGAUCUAAAAUCAGAUUAAACACAAUUUGGAGUUUUGUUUUGAUUAUAAACUUUAAUGGAUACAACUAUAAACCCUCUGUUGUUCAUUAUAAUUUGGGGAUUCAUUAUUAUAUAUUAUAUAUAUUAAUAUAUAUAUAUAUUAUUGGAGUUUUGGAUUUCUUGAUUUUAACGUUUAUCCUCUUGAAUGUGAUCUGGCUUUUCACCAAAUUCAUUUGAUUGAAUACAUGAUUUAGAUGUAGAUAUUGUAUUACACGAUUUAGAUAUUGCACCAUGUAAAUUAUUGAAUAAAUUAAUAGAAUGUGCAUUUCUUGAUUUUGAAGUUUGAAACCUCUUGAAUUUAGUAAUUUUUGUUUCAUUGAGUUAAUUUGUUUACUAGACACGUCAAGAUAAAGGACAAUGACAACGUGGUGGUGUUUUUAUAACAACAUGGAUAAGUUGUUGACAUGAAAAACAUGAAUGUUCCCAUCCACUAUGUAGAAGCAGUAUAGAGUUGUUUAUUUUGAUAUUAUCUGUUGACUGAAUAAAUCAGAGCUAGUUGUUGA
Messenger RNA from Oncorhynchus keta (chum salmon), 1921 nucleotides. Its product is annotated as zinc finger and SCAN domain-containing protein 21-like. Bases 203 to 1036 code for a protein of 277 amino acids. The record is from RefSeq and is a predicted model, not a curated record. The transcript is spliced from 2 exons. Gene Ontology annotation, biological process: regulation of transcription by RNA polymerase II. Lineage: Eukaryota; Metazoa; Chordata; Actinopteri; Salmoniformes; Salmonidae. Gene Ontology annotation, molecular function: RNA polymerase II cis-regulatory region sequence-specific DNA binding; DNA-binding transcription factor activity.